Acanthaster planci (crown-of-thorns starfish) is the source of this 5956-nucleotide messenger RNA. RefSeq names its product valosin containing protein interacting protein 1 (gene vcpip1). Gene Ontology annotation, biological process: protein K11-linked deubiquitination; protein K48-linked deubiquitination; protein ubiquitination. The record is from RefSeq and is a predicted model, not a curated record. NCBI's taxonomy places the organism in Eukaryota, Metazoa, Echinodermata, Asteroidea, Valvatida, Acanthasteridae. Gene Ontology annotation, molecular function: cysteine-type deubiquitinase activity.
GCCCGAGAAGCUAAUUUUAAAAAGAAUCUGUCGAUGUAAAUGCACUGUCAAUUGCUGGUACCAUUUUAUGUGGGGUUUUGGAACCAUUUCCAUUGAGCGGUAUCGAUUUAUUUAGAGUGUGUUUUAUUUGACCAAUGUCGAACUCGUCUGCCGCGCCGCGCCGCGCCGCGCCUGUCCGUAUCAUCACCAUGAUCAUGAUCACCCUGCUGGACUGAGGACAACUGAGCCUGCCUUGGAACAAGAUGCUUUCACGAUCAUCUUCCCAGAUUGAGGAUCGGUACCGCAUGCUUAGCGGGUAUUGCCCUGACUCGCAAUGCCAAACUAAGCUGUACUUCCCGUCCUUUGACUCCAGCAUUGAGUGCACAGGCUGCGGGCAGCGGCACGAGCGCGGUACCCUGCACAACGUCCAGGAGGUCACCGACCCCGAGGUGGCUCUCCACAACAUUGUGCGCAACCUGCUGGUGGGCAACGCUGCCCCUAAGCAGACAGCCGACUCGGUUAAGGUCCUGGGCCUGUCCAACUACCAUUGCAAGCUGCUCAGCCCGCUGUUGACCCGAUACGGCAUGGACAAGCAAGGGCGCGCCCAGCCCCUGUCCGCCCUCAGCCAGGGCGCCGAGGUCUUUGACUGCAGUCUGCUGGGCGGCCGGGCCUUCCUGCUGCAGCCCGAGCAUGUCGGGAUCAUGGGCUAUGGCCGGGACCAGACAGGCAGCGCCAAGUACCUGCGGGACACCCUUGAGUUCAUCACCCAGCUCAACGGUAACCAGGAGGUCCUUAUACCCAUCCACGCGGAUGGGGAUGGUCACUGCCUGGUGCACGGCAUCUCCCGCGCGCUCGUCGGUCGAGAACUCUUCUGGCACGCCCUGCGCACCAACCUGAAAUCACACUUCCUAUCCCACAUUGCUCAGUACAAGAACCACUUCAAGGAUUUCCUGACAGAGAGCAGCGAAUGGGCACAGAUCAUUACAGAGAGCGACCCCGAUUAUAUGCCAACAGAAACGGAAGCUUUCGGCUUGCAGAACAUUCACAUAUUUGGCCUGGCAAAUGUCCUACAUCGACCGAUUAUUCUCCUGGAUUCACUUCAGGGACUUCAGAGUUCUGGAGACUAUUCAGGAGUGUUUUUACCUGUGUUUGUCCCCCGCGAGGAGUGCUGUGGCAAAGAUGGAAUGCUCAACAAGCCAUUGUGUAUUGCAUGGAGCAGCUCCGGACGCAACCAUUUCAUUGCCCUGGUAGGGGUGAAAGGUCGCCCAUUGCCACGCCUACCCAGGGGGAUGCUAACCAAAGCCUGGGGGGCACCCCACGAGCUGAUCGACACCUACAUCGAGUUUGACAAGGACGACAUGUGUACGGUGGGCGGAGAUCGCUCCCUCCCGGACAAAUAUGUACAGAGACUUGCAGCCGCCAUGGAGGAGGUAUUUGUGGAGAAAUACAGCCUCCACCCGUCAGUGGUCGCGGAUGUGCAUCACUACAUCUACAAGCGCACUGGCGUGGUGGGCGUGCCCCAGAACAUCAUCAUCGAGAACACCCGGCACGCCCUGGAGCACCAGCAGCUGUUUCGUUGCCUGCUGUGCAGCGCGGUCUCGCAGAUCGAGAAGACCAGCGUGCCGUCGGGCUGGCUGGGGCGGGGCGGGGAGCUGUACGGGCUGGCCACCAAGCUGCACGGCCGACUGAUUGAGGGGAAGGUGUACACCUUUCCUCUCCACGAGCUGAAUUGCACCUACGAUGCUGUAAAAGACGAGCUGGUUCCGGAUCAGUCCACCAUGAGACCAUCCCAGUGUGCCUGGUGUCAGGGAAAGCAGUUGCGUCAGAUUCGAACAGACGGGAGUGUCGUCUAUUUCAAUGGCGACCGCACCACCACCCCAGCGCCCAAGACCAAGUGCAACUGUGGUUUCAAGCACUACUGGAACGGCAUCGAAUAUGACAACAACCCAUCAAUCUUCACCGUUCCCUUGAAGUGGAAGGGCCUGUCCUACCUGGAGGAAGUGCUGUGGUUCCAGGACGAAUCGGACCCAGCCCUGAACAGCAACGCCUAUGACAUUGCCUCGGCCCUGGUCCAGAAGCACUUCCCGGGGGAGUUUGGCAGUGAGAAGCUGGUCCAGCAGGUGGUGGAGACCAUCCUGCAGAACACUGCCGGACAAGAGGAGGAGUUCCAGCCAAUCAGCCUGAAGGACAUGCCAACCACGAGCACUGCCGACCAAUCAGCCGCCGGCUUUGCCCCCGCACAGGGGGGCGACACUCCCGAACUCAAGCGCGGUUUGAAAGGGGAUGCAGGGGGACACACUCCCAAGCACUCCCGACCCAAAGAUAAGGAUGGCCAUGCAGGAAGAUCGGCAUCCCCCGCGAGCGGACGUAGUUCACCUAGGGUGGGGUCCCCUGCAGAGAAGAAAGGAGGCAAGCUGGAUGAAUCGCCGUCCAAGAUAAUACUGACUGGACACGCUGCCAAGACCCUUCACAAAGAGGAGCUUACCAUGAGCGAAGCGGAGCGAAACCUUCGCAAACGCAUCCAGGAUAAGGCACCUGUCGUGCAGCACCAUCAUCCAUCACUGGAGGAGUCAGGAAAGCAGCCCUCUCCCAGCACGCCCCCAAGCGGCAGAGCACCCACACAGAGGGAAGAUGUCGUGCAAGGAAGCCCACAAGGUGGACCCAAGGAGGAGAUGGCCAAAGCAACCGACAUUGCCAUGGAGACAGUCGUCCAGGCAACCAAAGAGCCACCGAAGCAGAAGAGGAUCCGACUGACAUCAUCAGAUGGGAAGCAGGCUACACUGGUUCUCGACCCCAGCACGACAUUCGCCCAGCUGCAGGCCAAGAUCGAGGCCGAGUUCCACAUCGAAGCAGCCGACCAGAAGAUACGCUACGGCUUCCCCCCGAAAGAGCUGACUGUGCCCGCCGAGGGGGACCAGGAGGAUCAACCGGUGCCCCUGCAGAACGGGGACAGGGUGACGGUGGAAGUGAUAUCGAAGGUACAACCCAUGGAGGUAGGACCGUCAGAGCAUGGCCAGCAUUCCCUCAGCACCUUGCCAGGAUCUUCCACUCUCAUGGAGGGGGGAGGCAGAUCACUGAACCGGGAGGAAAUCAUGAGGGGCAUGGAGAAUUUGCAGCAAGACACAGGUGACACCCUCGACCUCCAGCUCUACUCGCUGAACCUGAUGGCCACCCUGAUGAACUUGGACAUGUGGGCUUACGUGCAGCAGAACGCCACGCUGUUUGAGAGGGGUGGUCUCUUCUACGCCAUCGUGGAGAGGGACUUGGGCCUGGCGGACGGUAAGCACUUCUUGCUGCCGUCAAUACCAAACAAGAAAUUCACUUACAAUGCCAUGGAGGACCGCAUUGAGAUUUGCCUGGAGCCCAUCGGACAUUUCCCCAUCAGGCCAGGGGUGGAUGAUUCAGACAGUCCAUCCACCAGUCGACCUUCUCCCAGUAGCACUGACCCGGAAGACAAGGACCGGUCGGAGUACAUCACGAGCGUGCGGAGCAAGCUGAAGGCCGGCGGGAGUGGGGUGGUCACCACGGGUGGCAAGCAGGUCGGAGGUUACAGGGCAUUCUCGGGCCACGCCCACACUCUGAGUUCGGGGGGACAGCGGUUGGACGGGGGCACCAGCAGCAGCAGCAGCAGCCAACAGCAGGAAGGAUGGGAGAUGCCACGGUGGACCCAGUACCAGAGGGAGUUCAAGAAGCUCUUGGAUCGGCAGGAACAGCAAGCACCCGAGGCACAGCUGUCUGGUAGUGGACAAUCAUCGGAGGCUGUUGAAAUGCCACAGGGGUCAUCUGUAGAGCAGCUAGGUGUCCUGGCCCAAGAGCCCAUGCUGUCAAAUCAGAGGGCAACGGAGGGGCAGAGAUUAAGACCCACAACUCAGGAAGGACUCAGAGAGGAAAUCAUGGACUCUUCCAUUUCAGAUUCCGGAGAGGGAAGGGCAGGAGCCACCGAUAUAUCACAUGGCACUGUAGACAUUGCAAGCGGCAAUCGUGAAACGGAACAGUCCAAAAGCAAAUCAGAGGAGGGCUCUACAGAGAGGGACAUUCCGAUGGAGGUCAGCAGAGAGGCGUCCGUGCAGCAACGCGCCCCCUUGUCAACCCUCCCCAUGGAAGUGGACUCAAAGAACGAUAAUCUCCAAAAUACUAUCACGGUUCAGUCCUCCCUGCCGGACGGCCGUGAGAGCAUCAGUGAUGACGCAGCACCAGCACCCACCCAAGAACAACGCCUCCCUGAAGGCGAACCAGUCCAAGCAACAAGUGAACCCAAGGACGAGGGCAUGCCAGUGUACGUCCCCAAGAGACUAGGACCAGGCUAUACGGUUCUCGUCGAACAAACCCCACCAGGGGCAUCCACGCCGAGUCCAAGUGACGAGCAGAGUCACGGAACAUGAUGAGAAAACCCGCACAGACUCAUAAUCAACUCUUACAACUAAGAAUUUAUUGAAACAUGCAAGGCUGCAAUGCAUGUAAUAACGUCGCCGCUCAAUUUGUGGCUGACACCACAAAACUGUCACUAACUGCAUCGUCGUCGUCCCUGUAUCGUUAUGCUGACAUGGUGAGCGAAAGAUGGGGGGCGGAGCCACCUGGUCACCGAUUGGAUUCGUCUUUGUCGAGUAUUUGUAUGUAUUGGCAAGAAUUGUUACAUACUGUUAGACGGGAUGUCACCCCCCAGCAAGAUGACUAUCUAUGGAGUGGUGAAAAUUAAGCCGAGGUUCUGUAGCAGCACAGCGUGACUGAACGUAUUCAAAAUGAAAUCUCCACUUUGUUAUAGCAGUCCUAGGCUGAUAUCUGUAAAUAAUGUACUGUUUUCACGCCAAGGGGAAAACCUCAUAAGGUUACAAACAAGUUGAUCACAAAAACCUGCUAGAAAUGAUUACACGUGUGAUAUGAACUGGUUACAUGUAUGUUUUUUUACUCGUGGAAUGGGCAUGAACGUUGCUAGCUGUGAACCGUCAGGGGUGGGUGUUUUUAACAGAAAUGAUGAAUUUCGGCCAGAGACAUUUUGAAUCACAUGCCUGCUCACAGAAUGUGCAUCCUCUCCCAAAUACACAUUUAGAAUCGGUUCCCAGCAAUCCAAAAUUGGCAUUUUUAUCCCAGCUGUUGCAGGAAUUCACUUGAACGUUUGCAUUCUACCAAUACCAGCGGGCUUGUCUCCAGCGUCACUCGUGUAGAGCUGAACAAAAGUAAUUUUCAGUGCUUUGCCCAUUCGUGUUGGCAAAGCUGAUUCGUGUUGGCAAAGCUGAUUCGUGUGGCAAAGCUGAUUCGUGUUGGCAAAGCUGAUUCGUGUUGGCAAAGCUGAUUCGUGUUGGCAAAGCUGAUUCGUGUUGGCAAAGCUGAUUCGUGUUGGCAAAGCUGAUUCGUGUUGGCAAAGCUGAUUCGUGUUGGCAAAGCUGGCCUUUUAAUAACCCAUUUUAUGUGCACUGUUGCCUGCAGCCCACUAAAGAGUAGGUCCAGUUGCCAAAUGUGUCUCACAAUGUAGUCAGUGCACUUCCAACUAAGGCACUCACUUGUCAACCAACGAGCCAGUGUGCCGGUCCUCUGUAUCUUUUUCAGUGCCAAAGUAGGGUAAUCCAUGAUGCAUCUUCAAAUCUAACAGCGCAUUGCCAACAUACGCAAUCUUUUGUGCACAUUCAACUAAAAAUCACAAACAUUGGUAGGGUGUUUGUACUUUGCACUUGUGGAAUUCACCGCAACCCUCGGGAUCCAAAGUUUAAGAAAGCGCAAAAGUUACGACAGUGCACAAAAAAUGUUGACUGUAGUGUCAUCUUUUAACGAUUCUUCAAAUUGUCAACUAACAGAUUAGCCUUGACCAUGGCAAAUUCAAGCUUUAAAUGUGUGUCUGCCUGGGCUGCAUUGCUACAAAUGAUAACAAUAAAAUUAACACUGUCAAUACUUUAUUUCUACAUCCGACCUUUGCAGAAAAGGUCUUGUGUAGCUAAUGGAAAUGUUCUAGUGAUCUUGUAGCAUUUAAAUCUAUUCAUCUUGA